Xyrichtys novacula (pearly razorfish) is the source of this 8034-nucleotide messenger RNA. The record is from the annotation of a GenBank genome assembly. Lineage: Eukaryota; Metazoa; Chordata; Actinopteri; Labriformes; Labridae.
AUGUGCAAUGUCCUGAGACUUGCAGGGUACAGGUGGAGGACAGGCCAGCUGACUGAGGAGCUGGAGGAGGGGCAGACAGACAGCCACACUGCCGGAGGAGCCGCUCCACAUUGACCGACAGACAGCCGACUCGACCGCAGCGAACCUGCGACGCAAGCCGCCGCCGCCGCUGCUGCUGCUCCCCGGCAGCGACCAACCGUUUGUCUGUCCGGGAGUUUAGCCGGCUAAGCUAACUAGCUACCUUUUGCUGUGGGACCUACACAUUGCACAGUUGCAAAUCUUUGACCGCAGAGUUAAAUGCGUACUGUAAUCUACUGUUUUAAAGUUGCAUUUUAAAAUGUCUAUAUUACCGUUCACCCCUCCGAUCGUCAAGAGGCUCCUCGGCUGGAAGAAGGGUGAGCAGAACGGGCAAGAGGAGAAAUGGUGCGAAAAGGCUGUCAAAAGUCUAGUGAAGAAGUUGAAGAAGACGGGACAGCUGGACGAGUUGGAAAAGGCAAUCACAACACAGAAUGUCAACACAAAAUGCCUAACCAUACCCAGGUAAGGACACGAACGGGGCUGACAGCCUGACUGCCGACUGCUUAGCUUAGCUUAGCUUAGCUUAGCUCGGCUAGGUGUUGAUGACAGCUGAUAUUAGCCGAGGAGCUAGUUAGCUUGUGCUGUGUUGAAGCUAAGUGGUUAGCUGGUUAAGCGUGUUUCUUUUGUUACUUGUUGGCGAUAACUUUAACAGAUAGCUUUUAAAAUAACCAAGAAGAUAGGAAAAGGUUUAAUAUUAUGAAUUGGGUAUAAAUUUCUCUACCAUAAGCAGAAGUCCCCACAUUAAACGGUUAAUAUCUUACAGCUAACAUUAACUGGUCAGCACAGACUUACAUGCUAUUAAUAAUAUUUAAAUAUGAUUUUAUUAAUGCACUCAAGUAUCAUUUUGAGUGGUGACUUAUGUUUAAUUGGGUUAAUAAUGAUCAGUUUCAGUCACUAUAGGGGAUCGUGGUUUGCCUCAGCCCGUCAAACCACAUUUAAGUCCGUUAUGUCAUAAUAUAGCUUCAUAUUUUAACACGACGAUUUAACCAUACAGAUAUGUGGAUCAUCUAAGCAUUGAGUCUUUCUUAAAUAUCUAAACAAGUUUUAUGAAACGCCAAGCAAAGUCCGUCUGCAGACAUGUUUGGUUAUCUGUAAUACAUGUAACUACAGAGCUAAAUAAAUAAGUUCGACUUUCACGUGUGAUAAAGAGGAGAAAGGGAUGGUUAGGCUCUGACUCAGAGAGGAUGUUUAUGUUUAGACUGUGGUGUGUGAACUCUGAGAAAGUUGGGUUUUAGUUUGGGAUUUCCCAUAUGGGAUACCCCUCAGUAAUUCAUAGUGUGUUGACACAUGAGGCAGAUUGAUGAGGCAGAAUUUUGGUGGCGCACAUGUACAGUUGCAUUCUCUGUGGUUUUAAAAAGCUUGACCUAAAACCAAGAAAAAACUUGACCUAAAACCCAAAUAACUACGCAGGUGAUUUUCUUCAUUAGCUGUACACUCUCUUAAGUCUUGUUUUCUUUGUUCUCCAUGUUAAAUUUGAUUAGCGAGACCUUUAAGGGAACAUUUUAAACGCAAAUGUACAAUAAUGUAGAACUACAGCAAUGGUAAGUAGACUGAGCACAAUGGAUCAUCUUCAAUUAAAACCAUACGCACAAGUACCUUAGUCUUUACAUUUAUCAUUUAUUUUGCUUUGCCUAAAAUAAAUCAGGCAGGUACACAUCUGGGCAAAAAGAAUCAGCCAAUGUAGAGGAAGUGAGGACACAGCCCUGGGUGACUUGUUUAAUUGAUAUGAAUCCUGUAAAGUCUUCUUGUUUCAUCUCUGUUCAAGCUAUGUUCCAUCAGAAAGCUUAUUGGCCUUGUUGCCAGUGAAACUAGGAUUCCCCAUCAUGGUGUGACCAUGGGUGUUGACCUACAUUAUAAACUUCUCUCUGGGUCUUGAGAAUAUGCUGCAGGCUCAUAGAGGGGUGUGGGCCACUGUUUAAAAAUGUGGUUCAAAGUUAGAGGAUUUAGAGACUCUAGGUUUACAGAAUAGCAGCUGUCCUGCUAAACGAGAGGAAUGCAAAGAUUCUGUCACUCUUAGGAGGCCUAAUUUGAUUUGUACUAUAAUGGCCAAUGGUUGUUUCUUAUGGACUGAUGUUCGCAUCUUUUACCAAAACACUGAGUUGAGAAGUGACAUGAAAUCCUGGGACAGUAUUAUAGAAAUAGUAUGAAAUGAGGGUUUGAAGCUGUAUUGAACUGGGGUCAUUAGAAACAUAGUGUGUGUUAUGGUUUGUACUUCAAAGCUAUCAGAUUCUCCUAAAAGAGUGUUUUAGUCCCAUGUUUAUUGUUAAAUUUUUACGCCUAUCCUUGAGUGGAAUACUAAUUUGAAUUUUCCUCUCAGGCGAGGGUAACAGAUCACUUUAAUUUUGAUGUUGUCUUGAGUUUUCCAUGUUUGUUAUAUUCUCAUCACCCUACCCGACAUGUUAAUGAUUAUCUGGAAUGAAAACAUUGGGGUUUGACUCUAGAAGUUGCGGGGUAGAUGCCCUUCAAACACCCACUGAAGUUUCAUUUUGUUCCUAACCCCUAUUCAUUUGUGACGCACUUAACUGGGGGCUGUAUGUUUUGGGUCUUACAGCUUAACUGAGCUUAACUAUUCUUGAGCUCAGCUUCAAAACUGCACCACUACACUAGGUACAUUAGACUCUUUGUACUGAGGAAUAUCCAUGAUCUUUUAUUGUCCCUGCACUGAUUGAAAUCAGCUUUAUGCUGAAUAAGUGGUAAUAAGAAUGAAUGUACUGAUGCCUGCAUUUAAGAGUGGUCUUAUAUGUGCAGUCAUGUAAACUGGGCUGAGGGAAUUUUUGGCCAAAGGUAUCUCAAACUUACAGUUUUUUGACUAUUGAACGAAAAACAAAAAAUUAAACGAGAUCCACGAGGUGAAAUGUUUUUUAACUGGUCUAACAUCAGUGAAAUGUUCAAAGUAAAUCCCUAUAAAACUUCCUUACUUCCUAUAGAACAUUAAACAUUUUGCCAAAAACUUAAACUUCAGCUGAAACCAGAGUGUAAAUCAGAACCUUACACUUAUUUUUUAGGUUUAUUCUGCAUAUUCCUCAGUAACCUUUACAUGUUUGUCUCUCUCAGGUCUUUAGAUGGGCGUCUCCAGGUCUCCCACAGAAAAGGUCUUCCUCAUGUGAUCUACUGUCGCUUAUGGCGCUGGCCAGACCUGCAGUCCCACCAUGAGUUGAGGGCUGUGGACCACUGUGAAUUUGCCUUCCACACAAAGAAGGAUGAGGUUUGCGUCAACCCAUACCACUACCAAAGGGUGGAGACACCAAGUGAGUGCAGUAAAUUACCACAUGAUUCAAAUUACUGUAUUUAAGAUCAUGCUUUUUCCAUAAGGUCGACAGUUUAAAAUCAUACCCUAAUGAGGGCAUGUGCAUGUCUCCAGUUUUGCCUCCUGUCCUGGUACCAAGACAUACAGACAUACCUGCAGAGUUUCCACCUUUGGAUGACUAUAGCCCAUCCAUCCCAGAAAACACCAAUUUUCCCGCUGGCAUUGAGCCCCAGAGUAACUAUAUUCCGGGUGAGGAAAAAAUGCCAUUACUUCAGCGUGUUGAAAGUCUGUAAAGCUGUUAUUUUCAUCAUUAAUUGUCCUUUGAGUGCUUGAAGUUGAAAGCAAAUUUUCACUAAUAAUGUAAUUAUUAUUGCCACUAAUGUCUAAGUCUGACGUUAAUUUUAAUUAAAAAAUGUAUUGACACUUUUUGGUCUAAAUGCAUACGCUUCAGAAACUCCUCCGCCAGGGUAUCUCAGUGAAGAUGGUGAGACAAAUGACCAACAGCACAACCAAAGCAUGGACACAAGUGAGUAAUGUAAAAAAAAAAAAAAAACUUUUUAAGAUCAUGCUGUUAAAUUCUGAAGCUUAAGCCAGUCCUUAAUCUCUGCUCUAUUUCAGGUUCACCCAGCCUGUCGCCGAACCCUGUGUCACCUGCGAACAGCAACCUUGGUAAGAAAAAUAAAAGAGUUCAGUUUCAUAGACAGGAAAUGUCAUUUUUAAUGGGUGUACCAAACUAGCAGUGACAUAUAUGGAAAGGUAACACACAGCUUGUACAAUGUGCAUGCAGUCAUAGACUCUGACAGUCAUGGCUUGACUGUAAAAAAUUAUAGUAGAUUGAUCUACACAUUCAAAUCGUUUAAUAGAAAGUAAACUUAUUUAAUUGUUUAUCAGGUUAGGUUAAAAGUCCAGUUGUUGGUACCCUGUAGAUGUGGCAGUAAGAGCACACAAUUUGGACCAUCUGUAGAGUUCCUUUAACCUGGACUAUCAUGUACAAUGGACCCUUUUCCACCUAACUGUACUGUAGUGAGUAGAACAAACCUAUUGACCCUGUGGUAACAGUGCUGUUCAUAUGAGUGUAGGGCUUCAUAGACAGUCAGGUUGGGAUAUCUUUGUAGGACUGAACAUGUAUGAGUGUGUGAGACAGAUGAGCAUCAUACAGUGGACUUGACUGGGGGGCUCUGCCUCAGGGUUGUAGCUGAGUAAGUAUGGUAUGAAUUGAAUCUUUGUAUAUGUCUGCGGAAGGCUCUGUGUAAUGCAAUAAUAAUACUAUCCAGUUACCAGGUUAUUCUAUCUAUGCAGAGAGCCACCAGGGGUUAUGGUUGAUAAAAUAAAUAUCUGCGUCAUGGCUUUGCUCAGACCGUGAAAGCCGUGGGAACGAUCUUUUGAAAAGACAUGAAAGAGAAGUGCUAUCAGCCGUGCGCAUCUUUGCAAAUAAAAAGUUUCAUGACCACAAAGCGGUUUACCUUUUCUCAUGACCUUCUUGAAUCUUUUUUCAUGGACCCAACUGGAGCGCACACCGUAUGUGCAUUAAUGUCUCUUCGUUUCACUCCUACCAGACUUACAACCUGUUACGUACUGUGAGUCUGCCUUUUGGUGCUCCAUCUCUUACUAUGAGCUAAACCAGCGUGUAGGAGAGACCUUCCACGCCUCACAGCCCUCCUUAACAGUAGACGGAUUCACAGAUCCUUCAAAUUCGGAACGGUUCUGUCUUGGCUUGCUGUCCAACGUCAACCGCAACUCGGCGGUAGAGCUUACACGAAGACACAUAGGUACUUUCUUAAAAUAAUUCUCUUUUACAUUAUCACAAAUAUCUUCAAAUGUACACAGAGCAACAAUGUUCUGUUUUUCUCUUUAGGACGAGGUGUGCGGUUGUACUACAUUGGGGGUGAGGUGUUUGCGGAGUGUCUCAGUGACAGCGCCAUCUUUGUCCAGAGUCCCAACUGCAACCAACGCUAUGGCUGGCAUCCUGCUACUGUCUGCAAAAUACCCCCAGGUUAGCAUGAGUGGAUGCACACAAAUACAUGGACCCAUCAGGAAAAAAUACCGCAGUUCUCUUCACCCACUGACACGUUUUCUUGUAUGUUUGUUUUCUGUGCUUGUGAGCCUCACAAAAAUCUUUUCUGGAUUUUAAUUUGCAGGCUGCAACCUGAAGAUCUUUAAUAACCAGGAGUUUGCUGCCCUGCUCGCCCAGUCAGUGAACCAGGGUUUUGAGGCUGUUUACCAGCUCACCAGGAUGUGCACCAUACGUAUGAGUUUUGUCAAGGGUUGGGGAGCCGAGUACAGGUAAACAAAUAUUUUUCAAAACCGGAAAUAAAAUAUUUGAAUUAAUUUAUUUAAAGAUGUAGUUGACCAAGUAUGUGUUAACAUAGUUAUAGACUUAAAUUUGGUGAUAAUAAGAUAUUUGCAUUGAUUGGAAGACGAAGGAGGAUCAGCAAAGAGAAACUCCUGAACGACUAUUUUGGCGAUGAAAACUUGAGGGAGUGUUGUACACACACAGUAGCAGACCUUGAAAUGCAAAAGAGGAUAACCGGGGCGGGUGCAGCAGUGAGUCGGCGGAGAGGGUUGAGUAACAGAUGAAGAAUGCAGUAGGCAUGCAGUGGUGGAGGGACAUGGAGUGGGAGGUCAGCACAUUUCAGACACCCUUGGCAAGGGGGAUUCCCAGGGGACUAUGAGUGCUGCGUGUUAUAUUUUUGGCACCGAACACCUCUGAGAAAAACAUCCCUGACAGAAACUUGAAUGACUCCUGAAAUAGAGUGAGGAGUUGGUCACAGUGCUGGUGAUCGUUCAACUAGGAGGAGAAAUGCUGACUAGGCUGUAUUAUUAUUAUUGUACUACAAGAAAGUAACAUUCAUGAUGAAAGUCCUAGCAUAGAUUUUAAAUGCAUGUCAAUAUUAUUUAGUGUGAACUUUGUUAGACUGUAUUAAUCCUGUUCUUCGCUUUUUCCAGACGUCAGACGGUGACUAGCACCCCCUGCUGGAUAGAGCUGCACCUCAACGGCCCUUUGCAGUGGCUUGACAAGGUCCUCACACAGAUGGGUUCUCCCAGCAUCCACUGCUCCAGUGUGUCAUAGAAGAUGCUCAUGCCUUAAAAGGAGCGCACAUUCACACUGACACUUAUUCACAAAUCACGUAGGAGAACUCAGGCGUCUCUCAAUAAUGAAAAGGGAAGAGACACCAGUCAUAAAAAUGGAUAUGACCCUCGUCCCCUGCUGUCAAAUGUUUCACCUCUCAUCUGUAGCACUUUCCUUAGUUCCAUGUGGUGUCUCCAUUUGAUGUUCAUUUUAGGACUUGUACAUUGUUUUGUGUAUUCACAAGGCAGCCACAGGGUGUUGGCAAAAGUUUUCAAACGGGAAUCCAUGAAUCAUUCAGACAUGCCUAUUAUGUUCAGUGUGGAAUUAUUUUUCCUUCUGUAAAAAGAAAAAGAAAUUUUAAAGUUGAAGUAAUGUUAGUUUUAGCUACAUUAUCAAAACAUUUCAAAAUGUUUGAUUCCAUGAAUUAGCUCUAAUGAUGACAAGGUUAUCAUUACUGGUGUAUCAGUGUCUCAGUACCACUUUGUGAUCAAUGAAUAAGCAAACUUAUUUAUCAAUUGAAACAUAAAUUAACAUUUCAUUCUGAGAAGUGAUUAUAUAGAAUAUAUGUGAUAUUUUAAGUACAAGGUACUUAAUAUAACCCAUAUUGAUUUAUCAAUGAAAGUCUUGAUUAUUUCCCUGAUCUUAUGAUUGGUAUUUUAUCUAUUUUAAACAAAUCUAGACAUUAGAAUCAUUGUUUCUUGAAAAGAACCCUUGUAUGAAAACUAUUUUGCUCAGUGAAAGACAUUUUAUAAGUUAUUUUUGCAUACUGUCCUGCAUGGGAAUAUAUAUUUUUUAUUGCCUCAAUUUGAUUGUACAUAAAUAUUUAUAGCUUGUGAUUUCUUGUAGUCAUUUUGCUUGAAACAUUGGACCUGACUGACCUCUGGCAUGACUAUACCCACAAAAAAAACAACAAAAAAACAAAAAUAACUUAUGCUUUAAUGACCCAAAACUUAGCCAAUUCAAAAGCUGGUUAUUAAAUCGUGGGUCAACUGUUUCUGUGUGUGACACAGGAUUAUUGUACCAGCUUUUACUCUUAUUUCAUACUAUGGACAAAGAAUAUAGCAAAGUAUUACUGAUCGAAGUGGAAUAGUUGAAGAUAAACACUCUUUCUACAGUGUUGUUCAUCCAUCGGUGGUAUGUUGAGCGUGAACAAAUGCAGGUUUUCCACAUAUUACCAUUUGUUAACCAGUAGUACACUAUGCUCCUUGUGGGUAAAUGAUGCACUUCGGAUCUACUAUGUUGAUGAGUGUAAAGUUUAGUUGUAGCGGUAGUUUGCUUGUCCAGUAAAUACUGUAUGCUACACGUACAUUGCUACAAAGCACGUGUUCUAUGCUUGGUGUCCUUGGUCAUUGUCUAUGAAGCCACCAUGUUUAGCUUGCACUUACUCACAGUACAAAAGACUGAAUCACCAUGUUAUCUACCUUAUAAUAGAUACAUGGUACUAAACUGAAAUACUGUGUAUUAGUGUUAGGUAGCUAGUAAACCCGUAGUAGUAUUUGUGUUCCUUGAUAUCUUUAGUUUUUGGUUUUCUGUUCCAAGUCUUAUUUACAUGGUUUUUCAUGUAGCUUAAUAUUUGUUCUCAAAUGAUUAUUGUUUUGUUAUCUGGGAAAGAUGAAUAAAUUGCUACUGAAUAAAAAGA